AUGGAUGUCCUCUACGUCGACGUGUUCUCCAGGCCGGAGAACGACUGUGUGCAGGCACCCCUCGAGACGCUAAUCUCCCUGUGCACUUUAAAGUUCUUGCAGGAUUCACCUGUUAAUUUAGUGUUUGUCUUGAAGCCUGCGAUCAACCCCGUGUUCACGGUCAGGGUGUCGUGUUUCGAAUACGAUCUUAUCGAGGUACCUGACCUACCUCACUUGGCCACGAUAUGCCAGCUGCCGGUCGUCGUGCUGACGAACAGCAGUUCCGUCGUGGCCGGACUUUGUGCUGUUUUGCGCCAGGUUGUCAAAUGCACUGUGGCACUCUUUCCCGGCCACCAUUGCGGGAACUUGCUGGGGUUUCGGCAGGGCUGCCUGAUAGCGUGUGCAGAGUCUUCCCUCUGGACCCGCUUCUGCGAGGUGGAUGUCAUCUCGUCGGUGAAGAGCGUGAUCGCCGGGCAGCAGGAGCAGAGCGACGUAGUGGUCCUGCCGGAAGACCUCGUUCGCUUCGAGAUCCACAUGGCUCAGCCGCUCCGCAUCCACAACAUCCAGAAGGUGUACCAGGACCACGUCAAGUCUGCCGGCCGGCUGAGCGUCGAACUGGAGCACAGCUUUGCGGAGGGCCCUGCCAUGACCUUGGCGGACAUCAUCCUGCUCCCGUGCUUCCACAUCCUGUUGGAAGCGGUCAAGAGCGUGUACCUCCCUCAGCACUUGCCGCUGACCAUGAAGUGGUUCGGUCUGGUCAGGUCGCGGCAGGGCGCCGAGGAAGCCCUGGGGCUGAUAAGAGGUCUGGGGGGCGGUCUCGCCGGCAGGCUGUACGUGGACUACGUGGUUCCCGACCUGCCGAAGCAGUCUCUGUACAAGAGCGACCCGAAGCGCUACAAGCCGAGGAGGAGGAUCUUCACGCGGCAGGAGGAUGUGGAGGUGUCCGUGAAGUUGGCGCUGGACCUGGGAGUCGUGCCGGACUGGCAGGACGUGCCCUUCGGCUGGGAGCAGGAGUUUGACUGGUCGUCGCUGCCCCCGGAGGCACACCCCAAAGGGGGCCACCUGCCGGUCCAGCGACAGGAGAGGAAGGCACAACAGCUGGAGAACUUGGCCAAGGCAGUUUUGAAGAUUGCCCAGCCUGGUCAUAUCAUUGUGGACUUCUGCUCAGGGAGCGGGCACCUGGGGAUUGUGUUGGCACACCUGCUGCCUCGCUGCCAGGUGGUGCUGCUGGAGAACAAGGAGGAGAGCCUGGGACGCGCGAGGGAGCGUGUAGCGCGGCUGGGGCUCCCCAACGUCACGUUCUGCCAGUGCAACCUGGACUACUUCUGCGCGGACUUCGACGUGGGCGCGUCGCUGCACGCCUGCGGCGUCGCCACGGACCUGGUGAUCCGGCGCUGCGUGCGGCACGGCGCGGCCUUCGUGUCCUGCCCCUGCUGCUACGGCUCCGUGCAGGACAACCACGUGCUGUCGUACCCGCGCAGCCGGGCGCUGCGCGACGCGGGCAUGACGCCGCGCGAGUACCUCGUGCUGGGCCACUCGGCCGACCAGACGCACGGCGACGCGGACGCCAAGACGGGCCAGGGCCGGCUGUGCAUGGGGCUGAUCGACGCGGACCGCUGCCUGCAGGCGCGCGAGCACGGCUACACGGUGUCCCUGGCGAAGCUCGUGCCCCCGUCGUGCACGCCCAAGAACAACCUGCUGGUGGGCGUCCCGCGCCACUGGCGCGUCGCCCGGUGAUCCUUGCCUCUGCCCCGCUGCGUCAACAGUGCACUGACACGUCUGUCUUUUAGUAAAGUACCUUGAAAAGCAAAUGUAAUGUACCAAUUAUUUGUCUUCAAAAUGGCCCGCAUAUCGACAUACUUGUAUAUACAGUAGAUACACUCUUAAGAAAAUUUCCUGCAUAAUAAGUUUAUAAAAUGAGGCAAUUGACCUAUAAGUACAUACAAUAUUAUAUAUUACCCUUCUGUAUUAUCUUUGAAAGAUUUGUGCAAUGGGAGUGCAUGACUUGAUGUAAGCUUUGGGACAUACGCCAUUGCUAUGCUCAUGUGUGUCUUUGUUUUUCUUUGUUUGUUGACGAUAUUCCUGUUAUGGAAUAUUAUGUGGUGUUUAUAUCCUGUUGACAACAGCAAUUUUUUGCUUAAUUUGUGUUUUUGUCUUUUGGUUUUUUUUUUUGUAGUUUUCUUCUACAGACAUACAUGUGCUUAGCAAUGGUGUAUGUCCAAAAGCUACGUCAAGUCAUUAGCCUUCUAAUUAAGUUUUACCUGUAAUAAGUCUGAUAUUCUAAGUACCUUGAGAAAUUUCUUAACAGGGUUUUUACUGUAUCUUACGUAUUAUGUGCAAAAUAUUGCCAGUGUUUUCAAAGGAGCAAGAACCAAACAAUAUAUACAUAUAUAUUUUUUUUUUUUCGGUUUUUAAUUCUCAGAGAAAUUAACUACGUAAAUGGUUUCAACUUAAUGGUAGUGAAAAGUAUUUGAAAACAUUCAUGUACUUACUAUUUUUGGUCACUCUAUAGUCACAACUGCAAAAAGAAUAUGCACUUUGAAGAAAAAAAUAACCCUUACUUUGCUGUGAGAUAUAGUCAUCUUAUAUCAAUAUUGGGCUGAAAAUAAUAUUAUAAUUGUUCUGUUCAUGUGAAAACAAUUAAAGGUUUUCUCUAAAA
This is a messenger RNA of Bacillus rossius redtenbacheri, 2638 nucleotides long. RefSeq names its product glutathione S-transferase C-terminal domain-containing protein homolog. NCBI's taxonomy places the organism in Eukaryota, Metazoa, Arthropoda, Insecta, Phasmatodea, Bacillidae. Gene Ontology annotation, cellular component: cytoplasm. The record is from RefSeq and is a predicted model, not a curated record. The transcript is spliced from 2 exons. The coding region runs from base 1 to 1716 and encodes 571 amino acids.